Molecule: messenger RNA, 2517 nt
Organism: Coregonus clupeaformis (lake whitefish)
Lineage: Eukaryota; Metazoa; Chordata; Actinopteri; Salmoniformes; Salmonidae
Product: NADH dehydrogenase [ubiquinone] 1 alpha subcomplex assembly factor 4
Exons: 3
Coding region: 18-722 (234 amino acids)
Biological process (GO): mitochondrial respiratory chain complex I assembly
Cellular component (GO): mitochondrion
Source: RefSeq, a predicted model, not a curated record
CCCCAGCGAAAUAAUGGAUGUCGAACCCAGACUGGUGGAACCAGAUGCUUGACGUUCUCUGCGCCACACGGGUUCGCUGUGGAAUUUCCAGCUACCAUGAUAUAACUUUCUCGCUCUCCGUUAAAAAUGUUGGACGAACUUCACCGUUCCCAGAGUUGAUUAUGUCAAACAUGGGGGCACGCGUUGCACGGUUAUUUAGGAAUUUUAACUUAGAAAACCGGGUACAUCGUGAGAUCGGGAAGGCAAAACCUGAAGCGGCACCUCGACAUCAGACCCACAUUGAUCCUGUUCAGAGUACACAGGGUGAGUUGAUUUUGUUUCCUUCAGUUACUGAGAUCUCUGAUGCCAUCCACAAGAGAAACGACCCUCUACUGGGGUUCCUGAAGUCCGUUUAUGUGGAAUCAAAGGAUCCUACAGAGGCUCCAAAGGAGGUGACUGAGGAGAAAGAGGAGCGCAGGCCACUAAUGUUCAGCCUACCUGGGGACCCCUAUGGUAUUGUUGAGAUCAGUGAUGUCCCUAAAGGCAAACUGUCUAUUAUUGAGGCCCUCAAAGCUCUCAACAAUCACAAGAAUGCUCCCCAAACAUGGACAGUGGACAAGGUCGCCCUGGAGUACUCUCUUGACUUAAAAGAUACUAAAGCACUUCUAGAGCAUUUCAUCCCCUUCGAGGUUAAGAUCAUACCACCAAAGACAGAGGAUGCAAAGAAGAUCAAAGAUAUCUAGGACGAAGAUGCAGUAUUCCUGGCCUUUAAACACAACAGCCAUCAGCCAAGUGUAUAUUAUUUAUUUGUGUUUGUUGUCCUUGUCCAAAUGAAACUGCAAUAUUUUGAGUUCUACAUACUGUAAUGAAAUGAGGGAGAAGCAUGAGGCUAGAUGGGCCAUUUGCAAAGGCAAAAAUUCAUGAAGACAAUUUGAUUUUUGGUUGUAAUUUAAGGUUAGAGUUAGGCAUUAGGGUUAGCAGUUGUGGUUAAAGGGAUACUUUGGGAUUUUGGCAAUGAGGCGUAAAUGGUAUCCACAAGUAAAUCUACCUCUGUGGAAGUAAAUAAAGGGUCACACUGCCAAAAUCCGGAAGUAUCCCUUUAAGGUUAGGAUUAAAAUCUGAUGUUCUGGCUGUGCCAGCUAGUGACCACUCUGCAGAGCUGCCUCCAGGGCAAGAUUCAUGACAAUAAAUGACAACCUGCAAUUUGAACCCAGUACACUAGGGUCCAGAGCCAGACAUUACUACUGCUCCAAAAAGAUGACGCCCUUGUGGAAGUGCUAAUCAGUGUUAUAAACGCCAAGGUCGUAAAAAAAUAAAAAGGUUUGUGACCGAAUCUUUCAAUCUCGAUACACAUUUAAUAAUCACUAGGCCUGCAUUAAAGAUGAAAUCCGCAGUAGGGGGAAACAGCGCCACUGGCCACCCCACCACAGGCAGUACAUAUCGGGCAGUACAUAUUGUGCUCUUCUAUCGCGUGUGCAAUGAUGUCCGAGGGGAGAAAACAGUGUUUGUUGUUUGCAGUAACUUCUUUGUUGUAAUAUUGCACAUGGACGUGGCUUUUUCACCAUUAAGGAUUCCAGCUUGAACCAAUUAGGCCUAUAUUAUAUAAUUAUAUGACUGAUAGCUAUGAUAUUUGGCCUGUAAAUUAAUUCAUGAUUAUUGGCAAACAUACUGUUUUUUUAAGGCCUUCAUCCCUGUAUGCCGAGUCAUAAUGCUACAUGUUCACAUACAACUGACCCAGUAGUAAAUGGAUCCCAGUUACAAAACUGGUUCUAGAUGCCAAUAAAUUGACUGUCACUUGCCAGUUGUGCAUCUCUCUGCAAGUAUCAAGCUACUCUUCUCUUCAAUUCGUCAUUUAUAUAAACAAAUGUUCUGUAUGUUUGUCAAUCCUGUUAUAAAGACUAGAAAUAAUUUAAUAUAUUUGACUUGUUUUUGUCUUCCAUGUGUGUCCAAGCAAGCAAGUACCCAAUGUAUCAUGAUAUGUAAACCUUCAGUGUGUAUCAAGUGAGGACCUCAGUGGCAACUGGUCAUUAUUAUGCUAUGAUAUGAAAACUUCCAUCCACCUUUGGGUCAGACUGAAUGUAUCUCUGUGUUUGGUGUGGGGAUAUCCUGCCAAUAACUUCUAUAGUUUAUAUAUAUACUUAGCUGGGCCAUUUUAUGAAUGAGUGAAUAAUCAUGAUGCCAUUAUUUACUUGCCACUAAUGUUGAAGAUGUAGAUUAAAGGGAUGUUUGAGAGAUAUUCAGUACAUUAUAAAUGUAAGUCAUGUGGAAAUAGAUUGAUUUAUUAUGGAAGGGGGUGCCCAGGUAAUAAGGAAGUAUUGUAUUGUAGGGUUAAUACUUUGACAUGGCUAACAGUGUCAUGUGCUGUGGCCUCCUCCACUUUGUGAUGAAGUUAUAAACUCUUAUUCAUGGAGUAUGAGUAGUGGGUUCUUUGUUGAUUCAGUAGCAAUUUUGUGAGGUUAUUUUGGUUCGAUGGUCUCAAUUUUCACAGCUUGCUGUAAACGCACAAUUUUUGCAAAAUAAAGGACAUUGUUUUUAAAA